AUGGGAAACCAUACAAGAGUGACAGUGUUUGUCCUGGCAGGCUUGACUGAUGACCCACAAGUGAAGGUUGUAUUAUUCAUCUUCCUGCUCCUCACCUAUUUGCUAAGCAUCACCGGCAACCUGACCAUCAUCACACUCACCCUGCUGGACCCUCACCUCAAGACACCCAUGUACUUUUUCCUUCGGAAUUUCUCCUUCUUAGAAAUUUCCUAUACUUCUGCCUGCAUUCCUAAAUUGCUGGUUAUGAUGGCAACCGGGAACAAAGCCAUUUCCUAUAACUGUUGUGUAACUCAAGUGUUUUUUGUCUUCCUCCUUGGAGCAUCUGAAUUUUACUUGCUGGCCGCCAUGUCCUAUGACCGGUAUGUGGCCAUCUGUAAGCCCCUGCACUACACCACCAUCAUGAGCAAUAAAAUCUGCACGAUGCUCGUCUGCUGCUCUUGGGUAUCUGGUUUCUUCACCAUCUUCAUACCUCUCCUCUUAGGCCUGCAACUUGAUUUCUGUGACUCCAACAUUAUUGACCAUUUCUACUGUGACACAACACCUCUCAUGCAGAUUUCCUGCUCGGACACGCGCCUGAUAGAGACCGUGGGGUUUAUUUCUGCUGCAGUGACACUUCUGGUCACAUUGGUCAUGGUAAUAAUAUCAUAUACUUAUAUUGCAUUAACGAUUCUAAAGUUUCCUUCCACAAGUCAAAGGAAAAAAGCUUUUUCAACAUGUUCCUCUCACAUGAUUGUUAUAUCUCUGUCCUACGGCAGCUGCAUCUUCAUGUAUGUGAAGCCAUCAGUCAAGCAAAGAGUAUCUUUUUCUAAGGUAAUUGCUGUGCUCAAUACCUCUGUUGCUCCACUUCUGAAUCCUUUCAUCUACACCUUACGGAACCAACAAGUGAAGAUAGCCUUUGUGAAUACGAUACAGAAGUUGAGCUCUUUCUUGAAAAAAUGA
Molecule: messenger RNA, 939 nt
Organism: Condylura cristata (star-nosed mole)
Lineage: Eukaryota; Metazoa; Chordata; Mammalia; Eulipotyphla; Talpidae
Product: olfactory receptor 6C74-like
Exons: 1
Coding region: 1-939 (312 amino acids)
Biological process (GO): G protein-coupled receptor signaling pathway
Cellular component (GO): membrane
Molecular function (GO): olfactory receptor activity; G protein-coupled receptor activity
Source: RefSeq, a predicted model, not a curated record